ACGGUGUGGUGAUGGGGAACGCGUCUGCUAUGACUGUAGAGGAACUGAGCGCCUGUGAGUCGCAUCAGUGGUACCGAAAGUUCAUGACGGAGUGUCCGUCCGGUCUGCUCACCUUCUACGAGUUCAAGAAGUUUUUCGGUCUGAAGAAUCUGUCGGAUUCGUCAAACGCGUACGUCAAGACCAUGUUCUCCACGUUUGAUAUGAACGACGACGGGUGUAUUGACUUCAUGGAGUAUGUUGCUGCGCUCAGUCUGGUGUUAAAAGGGGGUGUUCAACAAAAACUGCGCUGGUACUUCAAACUGUACGAUGUGGAUGGCAGCGGAUGUAUUGACCGCGAAGAACUGCUGCUAAUAUUCAAGUCGAUUCACGCCAUUAACGGAAUCGAGCAGGAGAUAUCCGCGGAAGAGUUUACCAACAUGGUGUUUGACAAGAUCGAUCUGAAUGGAGACGGUGAGCUGUCUCUGGAGGAGUUUAUGGGAGGUAUUCAGGGAGACGACAAGCUGUUGCAGAUGUUGACUCAGAGUUUGGAUCUGUCUCAUGUCGUCAAUAAAAUCUACAAUGAGAUCAACUCUGAACAACAGAUCAACUGACCCUGUGGCGCGAAAUCAGGGUGCCAAACACUAGUGAGGAGGACGGCUAAACGAAGAAGACAAAGCUUUUUAUUUAUCCUCGAGUGAAGUGUUUUUAACCCUCAACACAUCAGAUAUUAACACAAUUCACCGUGUUUUACUGUGUUUAUCUCAGCUGGACUGAAUUUCACAACCCAAAAGCCUGAUUAUUCUCAUGCAGUCACACCGAAUAACAUUAGUUUUAAUACUACUCUGAUCAGAGCAAACACUGUAUUUAAGUGCACUUAAAGGACCGCUGUGGAAAUCUUUUCACGACAUUAAAACAUUGCAUCACUGCAACCCAUGG
This is a messenger RNA of Myxocyprinus asiaticus (Chinese sucker), 915 nucleotides long. Its product is annotated as guanylyl cyclase-activating protein 1-like. Gene Ontology annotation, molecular function: calcium ion binding; calcium sensitive guanylate cyclase activator activity. Gene Ontology annotation, biological process: visual perception; positive regulation of guanylate cyclase activity. Gene Ontology annotation, cellular component: cone photoreceptor outer segment; photoreceptor inner segment. NCBI's taxonomy places the organism in Eukaryota, Metazoa, Chordata, Actinopteri, Cypriniformes, Catostomidae. The transcript is spliced from 4 exons. The record is from RefSeq and is a predicted model, not a curated record. The coding region runs from base 12 to 590 and encodes 192 amino acids.